AUGGCCGAGCCAAUAAAGCCUGCACUGGUGCAGAAGGGCGCGGUUAAGGAUCCCUCGCAAAAGAAGAGGGUUCAGCUGCAAGCUCCUCUCAAGCCAGAAGAGGAGGAAGAGGCAGAUAUCCCAUUGGUCGUGACGGACAUCGAAUCUCACUCUCAAGAGAUAAAAGCUUUGUCGAAAGAAAUAAAGGAACCUCAGAAGCCGCUAACUGUGGUGACCACCAGUCAUUCGACGGCUUCAAGCCCAGAGAACAAGACCCUGCAAGAGCAGGUUGAACAGCUGGAAACUGGCCUAGCGCGGUGUGUAGCAGACUUCCGUGCUCAAGCAGAAGAGGUGCUGAUGCAGCAUCUUGAUAACCUUGAGGAGGUGCAGUUGGCCCAUGAGUUCGAGGUGGCCAACUUGAUGGCAGAAAACAUGCUGCUCCGCGAAAAACUAGGUCUGAAGUCGACGGAGCAGGUCCGGGACGUCAUGUUCCAGAACAUCGUCCCGGAGCCUAAGAAGAAGCCGCGACGCGGGCAGAGGAAUCAGUUCCAGGAUGAUGAAGACUCUGGACCACAAUCCUUCAAGCAGAGGCAGGAUGACAAAGGCUUCCCUCCGCCUGCCGGUCACCAGCAGCAAGGUCGAAACAACAGAAAGGGUGGCAAGAAUCAGCCGCCUGGUGGAAGCUGGCAAGCCUUCAUGGCAUGGGUUCCGAAUGGAUCUGCAAUGCAGAACGCAGAGCCAUGGAAGCCUCUGCCGCAGCCCGACAUCGCACAGGCGCAGUCUCCCCAGGCUCAAGGCAAGUCGAAGAAAGAAUCGAAGAAGAAUGCAACGGGGUCAGAAGCGUUGUCCGUCAUCCCUGGCGUCCCAUCGGAAGACAAGCCGCGGAAGGACGACGAUGACGACUCAGAUAGUGAUAGUGGCCGAAGUAAUCUUGCUGGGGAAGAGCAGUUCGAGAUGCUCGAGGUGUGGCGGGCCUCUUCCAAGCAGAUGAAAAAGUUUAAGCGGGGUAGCCACGGGGAAACCGAGAGCUCGGUCCCAUUCCGUGAGGAAGAAGACGACUAUCAGGAACAGCCCCCGCAUGGCUGGAUCCUGAACCCAGAUUCGAAUAUACGUAUUUCCUGGGAUUUGGGGAGUUUAGUCAUGGUGCUCUACGACAUGAUCAUGAUCCCGAUGCAGGCUUACACUCUUCCAGAGAAUGGCUUCCUUGACUUUAUGGAAUGGUCGACAAGAUUGUUUUGGACCUUUGACAUCUUCUUUUCAUGCAUAACCGGUGUGGUUAUGACUGAUGGCUCCGUGGAAUAUAACUUGAAAAUAAUUUUGAAACGCUAUGCCAAAACAUGGCUGGCUUUGGACUUGUUGAUCGUUGUGUCUGAUUGGGCCGAAGUGAUAUUUUCAAGCGGAAGCAUGGCUAUGAUCAACUUGGCUCGCAGCACGCGAAUCAUUCGCAUUGUAAGACUGCUUCGGCUGGUCCGAAUGCAGGAAAUCAUGGCCAAUGUCACUGAACGUAUCCAAUCAGAGACACUCGGGCCGAUGGUGCAAGUCGGCAAGGUCACAAUUGUGCUGCUAACAAUCUCUCACUUCACGGCGUGCCUUUGGUUCAGUGUUGGAAACCGUUCUACAGCUGAGCCCACCUGGGUGAAAGUUGAGAAUUAUGAGACAGUUGGUGUAGAUGCCCAGUACUUGGCAUCUUUGCAUUGGGCGCUGUCACAGUUUUCAGGUGGUAUGGAUGAGAUUACACCUGCAUCUUCUUUGGAACGUCUUUUCGCAGUGGGCAUAGGCACCAUCAUAUUUGUGAUUGCCUUGGUGAUGAUGGGCGUGUUCACGAGUGGUUUAACCCAGCAGUACAUUAUUGGGGGCUCUGGAGCCCGGCAGCUGGCCACGUUAAAGAGAUAUUUGAAGCAGAACAAUGUCUCCAAAGUCAUCACAAAGCGUGUCUGCCGAAAUGCUAAGCACGCCAUUUCUGGCGACUUGACUCCCGAGUCAGUGGAGCUGCUGCAAGUCAUUUCUGAACCGCUGAAGGUUGAGCUGGCCUUUGACAUGUACUCUCAAGUUCUCAUGUGGCAGCCCUUCUUCCUCGAGCUGCUUUCAGAGAACUCCCCAAUUAUGAAGCCAAUUUGCCAUCGGGCCAUGUCCAUGCUGCUGCUGUCCAGUACUGACAUCAUUUUCAAUCUGGGUGAGGAGCCAGCGGAACCCAAGAUGUACAUCGUAGUGUCAGGUAAUUUGGAGUACACAGACUCCUACGGAGAAGUGGCUCCAGUUGGUGAAAAGCGUUACUUAGCGGAAGCUGUUCUUUGGACUCACUGGAAACAUCGUGGAACCCUGACAGCGGUCAGCGAUGCAAAGCUGGCCAUGCUGGAUGCACAGGGCUUCCGUGACAUUUGUCAGAGGUUUAUGAGAAGAAGCGAGGCGGCUUUGAGGAUUGUGCGGUAUGCCUCGGACUUUGUAGAUGAGCUGAAUAAGCAAGAGUUCAAGUCAGACUUGGGCAAAUGA
Messenger RNA from Symbiodinium pilosum, 2469 nucleotides. The record is from the annotation of a GenBank genome assembly. Lineage: Eukaryota; Dinophyceae; Suessiales; Symbiodiniaceae.